CUUUCCGUCUCUGGCCGGCUGGGCGCGGGCGACUGCUGGCGAGGCGCGUGGGUCCUCGCGCUGGUUCCCCUCAGUCCCCUCUGCCGGCCCUGGCCAUUGGGGAGUUGGCUGACCCCGGGUGAGCCGAGCCUGCCGCCAAGAUGCCGGCCUACUUCCAGAGGCCGGAAAAUGCGCUCAAACGCGCCAACGAAUUUCUUGAGGUUGGCAAAAAACAGCCUGCUUUGGAUGUUCUUUAUGAUGUUAUGAAAAGUAAGAAACACAGAACAUGGCAAAAGAUACACGAACCAAUUAUGCUGAAAUACUUGGAACUCUGCGUGGACCUUCGCAAGAGCCACUUGGCUAAGGAAGGAUUAUACCAAUAUAAGAACAUCUGUCAGCAGGUGAACAUUAAAUCUUUGGAGGAUGUUGUCAGGGCGUAUUUGAAGCUGGCAGAGGAGAAAACCGAAGCUGCUAAGGAGGAGUCCCAGCAGAUGGUGUUGGAUAUAGAAGAUCUGGAUAAUAUUCAAACCCCCGAGAGUGUUCUGCUGAGUGCUGUAAGUGGGGAAGACACUCAGGAUCGGACUGACCGACUGCUUCUAACUCCCUGGGUUAAAUUCCUGUGGGAAUCGUACAGACAGUGUUUGGACCUCCUUCGAAACAACUCUAGAGUGGAACGCCUCUACCAUGAUAUUGCCCAACAAGCCUUCAAAUUCUGCCUUCAGUAUACUCGUAAGGCUGAAUUCCGUAAGCUGUGUGACAAUUUGAGAAUGCAUUUAGCACAAAUCCAGCGCCACCAUAACCAGAGCACAGCCAUCAAUCUGAAUAACCCAGAGAGCCAGUCUAUGCACCUGGAGACGCGGCUCGUGCAGCUGGACAGCGCCAUCAGCAUGGAGCUGUGGCAGGAAGCGUUCAAAGCUGUGGAAGAUAUUCAUGGGCUAUUCUCAUUGUCUAAAAAGCCACCUAAACCUCAGUUAAUGGCAAAUUACUAUAAUAAAGUCUCAACUGUGUUCUGGAAAUCUGGAAACGCUCUUUUUCAUGCAUCUACACUCCAUCGUCUUUACCAUCUGUCCAGAGAAAUGAGGAAGAAUCUUACACAAGAGGAGAUGCAACGGAUGUCUACCAGAGUCCUCCUGGCCACACUUUCCAUCCCCAUCACACCGGAGCGCACAGACAUUGCUCGGCUUCUGGACAUGGAUGGUAUCAUAGUGGAGAAGCAGCGUCGCCUGGCAACACUGCUAGGUCUUCAAGCCCCACCGACUCGAAUUGGCCUCAUUAAUGAUAUGGUCAGAUUCAACGUGCUGCAGUAUGUUGUUCCAGAAGUGAAAGACCUUUACAAUUGGCUUGAAGUGGAAUUUAACCCGCUGAAGCUCUGUGAGAGAGUCACGAAGGUUCUGAACUGGGUGCGGGAGCAACCUGAGAAGGAGCCAGAGUUGCAGCAGUAUGUGCCGCAACUGCAAAGCAACACCAUCCUUCGCCUCCUGCAGCAGGUGGCCCAGAUUUAUCAGAGCAUUGAGUUUUCUCGUUUGACUUCUCUGGUUCCUUUUGUUGAUGCUUUCCAACUGGAACGGGCCAUAGUAGAUGCAGCAAGGCAUUGUGACCUGCAGGUUCGUAUUGACCACACUACUCGCACUCUGAGCUUUGGAUCUGAUUUGAAUUAUGCUACCCGCGAAGAUGCUCCAAUUGGUCCUCAUUUGCAAAGCAUGCCUUCAGAGCAGAUCAGAAACCAGCUCACAGCCAUGUCCUCGGUGCUGGCCAAAGCGCUUGAAGUCAUUAAACCAGCUCACAUACUGCAAGAAAAAGAGGAGCAGCAUCAGUUGGCUGUUACUGCAUAUCUGAAAAACUCGCGGAAGGAGCAUCAACGCAUCCUGGCUCGCCGACAGACAAUCGAGGAACGGAAAGAAAGGCUGGAGAGUCUGAAUAUUCAGCGGGAGAAAGAAGAGCUGGAGCAGAGGGAAGCCGAGCUGCAGAAAGUUCGGAAAGCUGAGGAGGAAAGGCUGCGCCAGGAGGCAAAGGAGAGAGAGAAGGAGCGGAUCUUACAAGAACAUGAGCAAAUCAAGAAGAAGACUGUGCGUGAGCGUUUGGAGCAGAUCAAGAAGACAGAACUGGGGGCCAAAGCAUUCAAAGACAUUGACAUUGAGGAUCUUGAAGAACUGGAUCCAGAUUUCAUCAUGGCCAAACAGGUUGAACAGCUGGAAAAGGAAAAGAAGGAACUUCAAGAACGACUAAAGAAUCAAGAAAAGAAGAUCGACUAUUUUGAAAGAGCAAAACGUUUGGAAGAAAUCCCUCUGAUCAAGAGUGCGUAUGAGGAACAGAGGAUUAAGGAUAUGGAUCUGUGGGAGCAGCAGGAGGAAGAGAGGAUUACAACUCUGCAGUUGGAGCGGGAGAAGGCUCUGGAGCACAAGAACCGGAUGUCCCGGAUGCUGGAGGACAGAGAUCUGUUUGUGAUGCGACUGAAAGCCGCCCGACAGUCUGUAUACGAGGAAAAACUUAAACAGUUUGAAGAGCGGUUAGCAGAGGAAAAACGCAGUCGCUUGGAGGAGCGCAAGAGACAGCGCAAAGAGGAGCGCAGGAUCACUUACUAUCGCGAGAAAGAGGAGGAGGAGCAGAGGCGGGCGGAAGAGCAGAUGCUGAAAGAGCGUGAAGAGAGAGAACGUGCUGAACGAGCAAAACGAGAGGAAGAGCUCCGAGAAUAUCAGGAACGUGUCAAGAAACUGGAAGAAGUGGAAAGAAAGAAGCGCCAGAGGGAAUUGGAGAUUGAAGAGCGAGAGCGUCGGCGUGAGGAGGAGAGGCGGCUUGGUGAGGACCCACUGUCUAGGAAGGACUCGCGCUGGGGAGACAGAGACUCAGAAGGCACUUGGAGAAAGGGGCCCGAGGCGGACUCUGAGUGGAGACGAGGCCCGCCGGAGAAGGAUUGGAGACGCGCAGAAGGCCGGGAUGAAGAGCGGCCUCACCGCAGAGAGGAGGACCGGCCGCGGCGCUUGGGAGACGACGACGACAGAGAGUCUGCUCUCAGGCCGGAUGACGAGCGCAUCCCCCGGCGCGGCCUGGAUGACGACAGAGGCCCCAGGCGUGGUCUCGACGACGAUCGGUUCUCCCGCCGCGGGCUGGACGAUGACCGGCCUUCCUGGCGCAGUGCAGACGACGACAGGCCUCCCCGACGGAUUGGCGACGAUGACAGGGGCAGCUGGCGCCAUGCGGAUGAUGACAGGCCUCCCCGACGAGGACUGGAGGAGGACAGAGGACCAAGACGUGGGAUGGACGAGGACCGGGGGCCCAGGCGAGGUGCUGACGACGAGAGGGCCUCCUGGCGAAAUGCCGAUGACGAUCGAGGUCCCCGGAGGGGCCUAGAUGAUGACCGUGGUCCCCGGCGAGGCCUGGAUGAUGACCGGGGUCCCCGGCGAGGCCUGGACGACGACCGGGGUCCCCGGCGAGGCCUGGACGACGACCGAGGACCUUGGAGAAAUACCGAUGAUGAUCGAAUUCCUAGACGGGGAGCUGAUGACGACAGGGGCCCUUGGAGAAACAUGGAUGAUGACCGGCUCUCCAGGCGGGGCGAGGACUCCAGACCCGGUCCGUGGAGACCAUUUGUGAAGCCAGGUGGAUGGAGAGAGAAAGAAAAGGCGAGAGAAGAGAGUUGGGGACCUCCUCGAGAAUCAAGAGCACCUGAGGAACGUGAAUGGGAGAGAGAAAGAGACAGAGACCAUCCAGACCGCGAGGAGAAUGACAAGGAGUCUGAAAGAGACCGGGACAGGGAGAGGGACGGGGACCGAGAAGAGCGUUUCCGAAGGCCCAGGGAUGAAGGCGGCUGGAGGCGAGGACCAGCUGAGGAAGCUUCUAGCUGGAGAGAUUCAAGUCGCCGAGAUGAUAGGGAUGACCGGCGCCGAGACGACCGGCGGGAUCUGAGAGAUAGACGGGAUCUGAGAGAUGACCGGGACCGGAGAGGACCCCCCCUGAGAUCAGAGCGCGAAGAAGUAAGUUCUUGGAGGCGUGCUGACGACAGGAAAGAUGACCGAGCCGAAGAGCGGGAACCUCCUCGUCGAGUUCCUCCCCCAGCUCUUUCUAGGGACCGGGACCGGGACCGAGAGCGGGACCGAGAGCGGGAUCGGGAUCGGGAUCGGGACCGGGACCGGGACCGGGAGCGGGACCGAGAGCGAGAGGGCGACAAGGAGAAGACCUGGAGAGGUGACAAGGACAGGGAGUCUCUGCGGCGCACCAAGAAUGAGACUGAUGAGGACGGGUGGACCACAGUGCGCCGCUAGGUCCCCAGGACGGAUUCCAGCCGCCGUCUUACCUAGGUUUGGUCCCAUUCAAGGAUUAUUAUACUUGUGCUUCAGCCAAUUUCAAUUGGGUUCUUUAACCUUGUUUCACCAUUACACAAAAGCAUGAACUUGUAUUAAUCCUAUAUAUUAGAUUGAUCAUGCACCAUAUCCACAGAAGGUUGGAAAACCAUGCCAUUUUCUGAAAUUUAAGGUGUUGCAUUAUUCAUCAAUCAUUUGUUUACAAAAAAGGAAAAUUAAAAAAUAAAAUGUGAACCCUUCAGGUAUUGAGUAACACCUGUAUCUUGGUAUAGAAUUGAUCCUUUUCUUUUGAUUUUGAAAUAUCUGAUAUUAAUUUGGAAUGAGAAUUUGGAAUAAGGUUCUGUUUAAAAUGUGUCUGUCUGAAGACCUUUUAGGGCAGUGGGCCUGAGACAGUUUCCAUAUCACUUAGUAAUUGUAACAUACCUCAUUUAGGAAUUUUGAGGUAUUUACUGCGAACUAAAUUUGCAAAGACUUUAGAUCCACUCUGCAGUAAACAUCACACACAUUGGAUCCAGUGGGGUCUUCUGUAGCUUUCACUUGAGGCAAGGUGAGUACAAGGCUAGUACAGGCAUGAUAAGGAUGCUGCUCAAGUGGGAAUCCAAAAUAACAAGGCUUUUACAUUUUAAAGCAUUUGGUAAACUACCGCUGAGGGUUUUUUUUUUUUUUUCCUGUUGCCAAUAGCAAACUGCUUUUCCAUUAAUGGAGAAUUCAUGCCUUUCAAGCAUUUUAAAUAUGACAAUAUUUAUAAAUGUGUGGUUUGGAGGAACUGUUUAAAUUCUUUGCUAAUUUUCUUUCUCUUCAGGAUAGAUUCUUUCCACGAGUAAUUUGUAGUAACGACUGUGCUGGCUUCAAUUUUGGAGUGUCGUAGCUGUGUUAAAGAUGAACUAUUUGGUCUUAUUGAAGCCAACACAGAACUUGCUGCUGUGUUUUUUCUUCAGUGAAAAAUAAAAUACUUACAGAAUUUG
Ochotona curzoniae (black-lipped pika) is the source of this 5242-nucleotide messenger RNA. RefSeq names its product eukaryotic translation initiation factor 3 subunit A (gene EIF3A). Gene Ontology annotation, molecular function: mRNA binding; translation initiation factor activity. The transcript has 22 exons. The record is from RefSeq and is a predicted model, not a curated record. Gene Ontology annotation, biological process: formation of cytoplasmic translation initiation complex; translation reinitiation. Gene Ontology annotation, cellular component: eukaryotic translation initiation factor 3 complex, eIF3e; multi-eIF complex; eukaryotic translation initiation factor 3 complex, eIF3m. NCBI's taxonomy places the organism in Eukaryota, Metazoa, Chordata, Mammalia, Lagomorpha, Ochotonidae. Bases 141 to 4238 code for a protein of 1365 amino acids.